Clonostachys byssicola is the source of this 273-nucleotide messenger RNA. Lineage: Eukaryota; Fungi; Ascomycota; Sordariomycetes; Hypocreales; Bionectriaceae. The record is from the annotation of a GenBank genome assembly.
AUGGGCCGACAGGCCGUGCGAUCGUGGCCUACAGAUAUGCAAGCGAAGGUUAGAACUACUUUCCGCGGUGAGAUAGGCUGGAUGAUGCUGGACAACGAGGACAAGGAAGUUGAGGUUCCCCCCGAACAGCCUGCUAACCUCCACAGCGACCUUUCCCAGUCAACCCCCGCAAGCGCGGGUGUCUGCGUCGAGAAAGAGCCCAAGCCACCUCACGAGUCGUCAUCUCAUGGGAUAGCUCCCGGCUGCCAUCUCUUACUUGAGAAUACUCUGUAA